Messenger RNA from Maudiozyma saulgeensis, 2604 nucleotides. The record is from the annotation of a GenBank genome assembly. Lineage: Eukaryota; Fungi; Ascomycota; Saccharomycetes; Saccharomycetales; Saccharomycetaceae.
AUGGAGUAUAAAAUAGGAAAUAAUUCUUCAGUUGAAACAAAUCUCAGUAAACAAAAAGUUCAGAUAGACCUAAAAAGCGAGCAUAGUGACUCUGAUUCAGUUGAGGCAACUGAUCUAAACUCUGAUUAUGUGAGCAUUUUGCUUGAGAAAUUGGGAUACCAUAGCAACGAUAUCACCGAUAUACCAGAUGAAUUAAACUUCAUUUUAGUGUCCUCAGAGAAAUUAACAUUAGAAGAGGCAGUAGAAGUGUUAAAAGCUGCGGUAGAAGAUCAUGCUGAGGAUGAGAAUAUACCACAUCAUCAAUAUGACGACUGGGUUAGAUUAUCAACAAUUACUGAUUUGGCCACCAAUGACUUGGAUGUUUUCCUCAGUAAAUGUUAUGGUGCCAUGAUUAAGUUUUCUUCCCCGUAUUUAGAAGUGAGGGCUGUUGUAGACCAAGUAGACGACCCCACUAUUCCGGUAGAAACUGUGAGGGCUUAUUUCUUAGCAAUAAUCUGGAGUAUUGUUGGUUCUGGAUUCAACGAGUUCUUUUCUCACAGAUUAAUUUCAAUCUCUGUUUCCACAUCUGUUAUUCAAAUUGUCUUAAAUUUCUGUGGUACAUUUUGGGCUAAUUAUUUGCCAUGUUGGGGGUUCAAUAUUGGGGGAAAGAGAAUUGCUUUGAAUAUAAGCACACCAUGGACAAAGAAAGAACAAAUGUUCUCCACUCUAUUGUUUGCAAUCUCAAUGGGAACUUUUUAUACACAUUACAAUAUUUUAACAUUGAAAAUGAAGUACGACAUUCAUCUAGGUUUUGGUUACCAAUUUUUGCUUUCUCUUUCGGUUCAAUUUUUAGGGUUUGGGUUUGCAGGAAUCCUGAGAAGGUUUGUUGUGUACCCGGUCAAGGCAAUGUGGCCAACAGUCUUACCAACAUUGGCUUUAAAUAGGGCUUUGUGUAAUCGUAAUGGUGGCCAGGCUAGGAGGCAAUACAAAGUUUUUGGUUAUAGCUUCUUAUUCAUUUUCUUUUACAAUUGGUUUCCGACUUAUAUUAUCAAUAUAUUGAACACAUUCAACUGGAUGACAUGGAUUGCCCCAAAUAAUAUACAUUUAGCCAAUAUUACAGGUGGUGUUACUGGAUUGGGAUUUAAUCCAAUCUCUAGUUUUGAUUGGAAUGUUCUGGGUAAUUUGGGGCCAUUGAUCGUACCAUUUUGGUCACUUGUUAACCAGUAUGUCGCAGCAGUAUUUUCGGCACUGAUCGUUAUUGCAGUUUAUUACACAAAUUAUGCUAAUACCCAAUAUCUGCCAAUGUUUACUCAAGGGUUAUACACUAAUACAGGUGAACCAUACUCUGUACAUAUGAUUCUUAACGAAAAAAAUGAAUUGGAUAUUGAUAAGUAUCAAGCUUAUUCGCCACCUUUCUACACAGCUGGUAAUUUGGUCUCAUAUGGUUGUUUCAUUGCGUGCUAUCCUUUAAUGAUUGUCUAUUCAAUGUUUGUUCACACUAAACUAUUAUCUACAUCAUUCAGGAGUUUUGGCAGAAGCAUUAUUUCCCUGCGGAAACGUGAGGCGUGGUCUAACAUAAAUAAUAGUGACGGCGGAUUAUCAGAGUUUCAUGAUAUUCACUCGACAAUGAUGAAAGAAUACAAAGAGGUUCCAGAUUGGUGGUAUUUCUCUAUCUUAGUCAUUGCUCUUGUUAUUGGCAUAAUCGUUGUUGAAGCUUAUCACACAAACACGCCAGUUUGGGGGUUAUUCGUUUCGGUUGGUUUCAACGCAGUAUUUUUAAUCCCAGUCACUUUAUUGCAAUCCAUUGCAGGUAUUUCGUUAGGUCUAAAUUUAUUGAUCGAAAUGAUUAUUGGUUAUGCUUUACCAGGGAACCCUUUUGCAUUGAUGAUUAUUAAAGCCUUUGGGUAUAAUAUCGAUGCUCAAUCCGAUAAUUAUGUCUCUAACCAAAAAAUGGCGCAUUAUGCUAAGAUUCCACCAGUUGCGCUGUUCAGAGGGCAAUGUUUUAUUGUUUUGUUACAAAUAUUUGUUAAUAUGGGUGUCUUGAAUUGGCAGGCAAGCAACAUUAAGGGAUUCUGUACUCCAAAACAAACUGCCAAAUUCACAUGCCCUGAUAUUACAACUUUUUUCAACUCGUCCAUUGUCUGGGGUGCUAUAGGUCCGAAGAGAAUCUUCAACAAUAUAUACCCAAUCUUAAGAUGGUGUUGGUUAAUUGGAGCAUUGCUUGGUUUAUUAUUUGGUGUCAUUAAGAGAUGGCGUCCUAGGUUUCUCCCACGGAACUUUGACCCUGUUGUGUUUGUUGUCGGUAUGCUUUCAUUCAGUCCUCCAUACGGGCUCAUGUAUUUCACGCCAAGUUUCCUUGUAGGUAUUUUCUCUCAAUUCUAUAUUAGAAGAUACCAUGUUAGAAAAUGGGAGAGGUAUAACUAUAUGAUUCAGUCUGGUCUUGCAGCUGGCUUAGUCUUUUCUGCCAUAAUCAUAUUUUUUGCUGUUCAAUAUAAGGGUACUCAACUCAACUGGUGGGGGAAUGAGGUUCCAUAUUCCGGUGUUGAUGCUAUUGGUCUACCAUUGAGAAAUAUCACUGAGCUUCCAAAGGGUUACUUUGGCCCUGAUCCAGGUCAUUACCCAUGA